This is a messenger RNA of Glossina fuscipes, 2840 nucleotides long. It is a transcript of the gene Ccdc39, whose product is annotated as coiled-coil domain-containing protein 39. Gene Ontology annotation, biological process: cilium movement; cilium-dependent cell motility; inner dynein arm assembly. Gene Ontology annotation, cellular component: axoneme. The record is from RefSeq and is a predicted model, not a curated record. The transcript has 8 exons. Lineage: Eukaryota; Metazoa; Arthropoda; Insecta; Diptera; Glossinidae. The coding region runs from base 1 to 2832 and encodes 943 amino acids.
AUGGCUCUCGAAAAAAUGAAUGAGACGCUGCUGAAAAAAGCCAUGACCGCAAUGGGCUGGAAUAUCUCAUCGAAGGUUCCGAUGGCCAAUGAAGAAAAUCGAAGCAUCUUAGAAGAGAUUUGGGAAUUAUCUAAAUCAAAAGAUGACGUCAUCGAUAAAGAUCAAAACAUUUCGGAACGUUAUGAGAAAUUGCAACAACAUGCAAAAAAUGCCGAAAUGACAAUCAAUCAUAAUUUGAAAUUAUUGGAAGCCUAUCAAAGAGAGACCCGUACGGAAGCUCAUCUCUAUAAAUUAGCACAACGCACGCAUUCCAAGUUGAAAGAGGAUUUAAAGAGCGUCUCGAAAGAAUGGAAUAAUUAUAAAAAUUUUGUCGACACCACCGAAAAGGAAAUGUGUAAACGAAAGCAUAACAUUGAUGAUGCAACUAAUCGCAUUAAAUGGGCGAAAACGGCACUUAUCGAAUGGCGUCAAGCAAUGGAGGAUGGCAAUCGUGGUUAUCAAUUAAUUGAUAUGUAUUAUAAGGAUGAUCAGAAACAAGCUAAAUUGCAAAAUCAAAGGCGUCAAAAAAUAACCAGCGAAAUGGAAGUCUGUCGGAAUAAAUUAAUCAAUUUAUAUAAUGAGCAAAAAACGUUAGAAUGCAAUCUCGAGUGCACAGCGAAUUUAUACCGAACCGCACACUCGGAACGACGACAAAUGGUUAACAUUUGGAAAUUGGCGGUUACUCAAAUGGUUCAACGUGAAAAAAAUAUACGUCAUAUCGAAAUAAAAUUGCUCGAAAAGCGUGAACUAGCCGCAGAGAAAGGUCGAGAGCUGAAAUCGAGCGAAGAUCGUUUAAAUGGAAUCAUUGCAAAUAAUCGUACAGUUGAAAUGAAUAUUGAGGAAUUGAAUACCGAAGCUUCACAGAUUAAAGAGCAAAUACAAAUGUUGUCGGAUAUGGUGAUUUUGAAAACGAAUGAGGUGGAUAUCUUGCAAAAAGAAUUGCAAGGUUUAGCUCAUCGUGUUGAGCAGCAACGCAUUGAGAAUCGUCGUAAUAUACAAUUGCAAACUGAUCGGUUAACGCAAAUAAAAGAACUUAAUGGAUUGGUAGAGACGUUAACUAAAAGGUUGAAGGAUAAACAAAAUCAAAAUUUAUCGGCUGCACAACGUUUGCAACAGUUGGAAGAUUUAAUGGAUGCGGAAGAGAAAAUAGCAAAUCAAGUUGGUAAAGAAAACGAACGAAUUAAUGGCAUUUCGUAUCGUGGUAUGUUGCAACUGAAAACUUUCCAGGAUGACGCGCAAACAUUAUUGACGGCUGCUGAUGCUUACCGCAGCGGAGCGGUGGCCAUGAAGCGGAAUAUCGAUAAUUAUGAAAAACAAUUGAAACAUCAGACCCAAGUCCAUUAUGACAUGGCUUUUAAGGUUUUGCAAUUAGAGCAUAAGGUAAUGACAUUGAAAGGCGGUUUGAUCGAUCCUGAACUUGAAGUGAAAAAUAAAGACUAUCUGAAAGAAUUAGAAGAACAACAUAACAAGUUAGUUAAAGUCCUUCAAGCGACUCAGAUGCAAAACAAAAAACUUGAUAAUGAUAUGCGAAAAUUAACUGUAAUUUAUAAUAACGAUACCGCCGAAUUGGAUAAAAUAAAUUUCAAAAUCAAGGAGGCCCAAGUCUAUUGCGAGGGCAGUUUAAAACUUCUCAAGGAUAUCACGCGUCGCAAUCAAGGUUACAUUGUCGAUUUAAGCAUAUUCAAAAUGCGCACCAAUGAAUUCGAAAUUGAAAUAAAUCAUUGCGAUGAUAAUACGUAUAAUCUAUCUAAGCAUCGUAUGCAUUUGAAUCGCACCAUUAACGAUCGCAUCGUGGAAAUUAAAAGUCAAAUUGAUUUGCUUAAAUUAAAACGCAAGCAUUUAAACGAAGAGUUAAGCACUUUACGUGCAGAUAUCGGCGAGAGGACUAAGCAUCUAGAAGCGGUAAAAGCUCGAUUUGAAUUAACUUCGAAAUUGUUGGGUGUCAAUUCGGAUGGUACAUUAAUAACUGCUACGCAGUUAAGAGUGGAAACUGCCCAAGAGAAGCAAAUGCUUCUGGAUGAAGGUAAUGUCCUUAACGAAAAUGUUUUAAAAGCUGAAGAAGAGAUAAAGGCAUUAGGCAAUACUUUGGCCUUAUUUAAUAAUGCCAACGAUGACUUUCGCAAAGAUGUACGCACACAUCCCGGUGGCGAAGAGGCGAAUAACGAGUUCAAAGAAAUGCGUAAGAAUUAUUGCGCUACUUUGCAAAAAGUAAAAAUUUUACAGCGAAAAUACAUUAAAUUGCAUAACUAUAACGAAAUCUCUUCAAAAGAAAAAAACGGAUUGGAGAAAACCCUAGAAAUGGAACAUAAUAAGAGAAUGGAAAAUAUUGAUUUUUUAACGCGAUUGCGAAAAGAGCUGGAUGAACAAAAGAUAAAAAUGCAUCGAGCAGAUCACGAACUAAAGCAGGCCCUAAAAGCUAUUAAACAACAGAAUAUUAGCAAUGAGUUACUCGAACUAUAUGAACAUGAUAUUGAUUUGAAAGAAUUGGAAAAACGCAAUAUGAACGUUUUGAAUCAAUUAGGCGAUAUCGCUGAUAAUGAUUAUGAAUUGGGUCCCAAAAUAGCGCGCGCAAUCGCUGAUCGCGGUAUGAAGUUACCGCAUUUAUUACAUAAAACUCGUAGUGGCAUAUCCUGGCGCAGUGAUAUUUCUGGAUGUGAUGGUUUAUCGUUAUCCUCUAAGAUUGUCGAUUUACCUGAUACUUCGCGUUCGUCCAUGUCGGAAGAAUCUCAAAUGAAAUCUUCAACUUCUGCUAAAUUAAGUGUAGUAUCGUUGGAUUUCCCCGGCGAGAAGUGAAAUUUAUU